Molecule: messenger RNA, 1597 nt
Organism: Leptopilina boulardi
Lineage: Eukaryota; Metazoa; Arthropoda; Insecta; Hymenoptera; Figitidae
Product: isovaleryl-CoA dehydrogenase, mitochondrial-like
Exons: 9
Coding region: 147-1397 (416 amino acids)
Biological process (GO): L-leucine catabolic process
Cellular component (GO): mitochondrion
Molecular function (GO): 3-methylbutanoyl-CoA dehydrogenase activity; flavin adenine dinucleotide binding
Source: RefSeq, a predicted model, not a curated record
CAUAAAAGAAAAAUAAUUAGGAUAAGAAUUUUUGAAGUGGCGAUUUUUGAAGUUAUUAUUUAUGGCAAUAUCAUUUUUUGUUUUUACUAAUAAAUUAAAAGAUUAAAUAAUAAAUAAGAUAGAUAAAUAUUGCGUGAAUUGACAAAAUGAAUAUAAGUGUUCAAUAUUGUGUUUUAAAAACACUUGUUCGGAACAAUUAUUAUCGUUCUCUAUCUCAGUUCUAUAAUAUUAAUGAUAAUUCUUUUGGAUUUAAUGAACAACAAAAAGAGUUGCGCAACUUGGCUUUUAAUUUUGCGCAAAAGGAACUCGCCCCAAAAGCUUCAAAAAUUGACAAAACAGAUCAUUUUGAUAAUUUGAGGUCAUUUUGGAAGAAAAUGGGUGAAUUGGGGUUUCAUGGAAUAACUGCAAAAUCAGAAUAUGGCGGGACUGGAGGAACUUAUUUAGAUCAUGUUAUUAUAGCAGAAGAAAUUAGUAGAGCUUCUGGUGCUAUAGGACUUAGUUAUGUCAUUCAUUCGAAUGUGUGUUUAAAUCAAAUUCACAGACACGGCACUGAGGAGCAAAAACACUAUUAUUUACCAAAGCUUUGUAGUGGUGAACAUGUGGGAGCUUUGGCAAUGUCGGAAGCGGGUUCAGGUUCAGAUGUCGUUUCAAUGAAAUUAAAGGCAGAGAAAAAGGGCGAUUACUACAUUUUAAAUGGAACCAAAUUUUGGAUUACAAAUGGACCAGACGCUGACACUUUAGUUGUUUAUGCAAAAACAGACCUGAAUUGUGCAAAACCGCAACAUGGAAUUACGAGUUUUAUUGUAGAAAAAGGAACUCCCGGUUUUAGCACUGGACAAAAACUCGAUAAAUUUGGAAUGAGGGGUUCAAAUACAUCGGAAUUAAUAUUCGAAAACUGUAAAAUUCCUGCUAAAAAUAUUUUGGGCAAAUUAAAUCAAGGUGUUUAUGUAUUAAUGAGUGGUUUGGAUUUGGAACGACUUGUUGCAUCAGCAAUUAGUAUUGGAAUUAUGCAGGCAUGUUGUGAUGUUGCUUUUAAAUACGCACACGAACGGGAACAAUUUAAUAAACCAAUCGCUCAUUUUCAGAUGAUGCAGGAAAAACUUGCCAAUAUGCAUAUGGCUCUGUCUACCAGUAAAGGUUACACAUAUUCCAUUGCAAAGGCAUGUGAUGCUGGUUAUGUUGAUCGUAAAGAUUGCGCGGCAGUUAUCACUUAUGGAGCUGAAGCAUCAGUGAAAGUAGCUCUCGAUGCUAUACAAAUUUUAGGUGGCAAUGGAUAUAUAAAUGAUUAUCCAGUUGGCCGCUUUUUGAGAGAUGCCAAAUUGGGAGAAAUUGGCGCUGGUACUUCACAGAUACGAAGAAUGGUUAUUGGUCGAGCAAUAGCUGAAGACUAUUCAUAGUAUGCAGUAAAAUUUAGAAUAAAUAAUGGAUCUAGUUUUUUUAUGUACAAAACAACAAUCUUAAAAUUGUUCUAUUCAGAAAUUUUUCAUUUUUAAUAUAUGAUUCUGAAAAGAGAUUUUUUUUUUAAACAAAUUAUCCUUUUUGGUAAUUAUUAAGUAUUUUUAAUAUUAGAAAUUUUCCAAUUUCUCACAGAAAAUUA